Molecule: messenger RNA, 885 nt
Organism: Rhizopus microsporus ATCC 52813
Lineage: Eukaryota; Fungi; Mucoromycota; Mucoromycetes; Mucorales; Rhizopodaceae
Exons: 2
Molecular function (GO): GTPase binding
Source: RefSeq, a predicted model, not a curated record
GGUCAAGAAGAAGAACAAGAGGAGGAAGAAGAAGAAGAAGAAGAAGAAGAUCUGGAAGUAAAGGAUGCCGAGUUCGAUUGGGAUAAUUGUAUGCCAGACCAAAUGUUUGUAUUCGCAGCAGACGACCUUCCUUAUAUCCUUGAUACUGUUAUCUCCAACUUGACAUUACCAGUCCGUAAUGUUCAAGAGAUAUUUUUACCAGCCAAUGUUGUAUUCCUUAGUGCCAGAUUUGCCCAUUAUUAUUCAAGUUUAGAACUAGCAGAGCAGUUGUUGGAAGGUGCCCUGGAUCGUAUUAGUAAAAUCAUCAAGAGUAAUACAGAUAAUGUGCAUAUAUUAUCUUAUUGGAUGACAAAUAUUACUCGAUUAUUAUUCUAUUUAAAAAAGGAUACAGGCCUUGUCGUCACCACAGCCAAUUAUCAAUUAAAAAUAUCAGAGCUGAUAUCAGAGACCUACAAUUAUAUGGUUCAUGAUACAGAAAAAAGAUUACACGAAGUACUAGAAUUAGCCAUGUUAGAAUACGAUCCUAUAAAGACAGAAGAGGUCAAUUUCACAGAUGAUUACUGGCAAAGACUAUUCAAAAGAAGAUCAACAACAGUUGAAAUGCAACGUAAUAGCAGUAGUUAUAGCAAUGCUACAGAAACCAAUAGCAAAGUUAUCAUUUCACCACAGUCUAUUACCAGCUUAUUAUCAUGUACUUUAUAUGUACUACAGUCAUAUGAAAUCCAUUCGGCCAUAAUCAUCCAGGCACUAGCACAAUUCUUUCACUUCAUUUCAUGCGAGUUAUUCAACCAAAUGCUCACACAAAAGAAAUACUUGUGUAGAUCAAAAGCAAUACAGGUCAGAAUGAACCUAUCUGUAUUAGAGGAAUGGAUUAGAAAUAACAAU